AUGCCAAAUGGACCCCACAGGACCACCAUUGAGCAGCUAUUACAGACUUCAGACAUCACAGACAAGAGUGAACCCAGGUCCGAGGAGUCUUCCAUCACAUCUAAACAUUUUUGUUUGUGUGGGUGUGUGUGUAUUGCAGGAGUUCAGGCUGAGUCCAGUGUAAAUCUCUCCUCUCCGAGUAUCUGUGCUGUUACUGGAUCUACAGUAAUAAUCUCCUGCACAUUUACAACACCCAAUUCUUCCAGUGUCAGUGACAGGGAGUGGUUCCUGAUCCACAAGCCUGAUGAAGAAGAACAAGUUCUGAAAAAAGAACCAGAUUUCUCAGGGCGAUUUCAUUAUAGCAAAUGGCGGCACAUCUGUGAACUGACUUUGAAGGAUGUGAGAGUGAGCGACUCUGGAGUUUAUAACUUCAGAUUUAAAACACCAAGCAGUGACUGGAUAUCAGCUUCACCUGGAGUUCAUCUCACUGUUACAGAUUUGCAGAUGAAGGUUGAAGAUAAGACUGUAGGACAAAGAAAGGUGAAAGUGACUUGUAGCUCCACCUGCAGCCUCAGUGAAAACCUUUACUACUUCUGGUACAGAAAUGAAGAACGCAUGCCAAAUGCAACACAUGAUUCCUACAUUCAUCUUGACUCCACUAGUCCAUCUGAUCAGGGCAGCUACUCCUGUCAGGUGUCUGUAAGCUUGCAUCGCUCUCCUUCAAUGUGUAAGUAUCAGAAGAGCUGCUGGAGGGUCAUUUACAACCCCAGAGCUAUCUGUGCUCUGAUUGGAUCAUUAGCAUACAUACACUGUUACUACACCUUCCCUGAUAAUCAGAAGAUCAUUAAAACAGUGUGGUUCAUUAGAGAUCAGACUGAUACUGAACCUGAGGAUCUGAGAGAGGAUGAGGAGUAUCAGGGACGAAUGCAGAACAGACAGAACUCCCAGAAUGACUGUAGUAUGAUAAUCUAUAACCUGAGAGAGAGCGACACUCAAACAUACAGAUUCAAAUUCUACACUGAUGGAGGAGACCAUACUGGACAUGCUGGUGUUACUCUGACUGUAACAGAUCUAAAGAUUACAGUGUCAGACACAAAUAGUGGAGGAAAGAAGCUGAUCUGUAGCAGCACCUGCACUCUGGUUAUCCACUACACUUACAUCUGGUACAGGAACGGACAGCCUGUAUAUGGCAAGUCCUGUAAUGAACUCUACCUUGAUGACAGUACUGUGGAUGCAGGAAGCUACUCCUGCGCUGUAAGAGGGUUUGAGAAGCUCCGCUCUCCUGCCGUCUACCCUCCCAGACUCCCAUCUGUAUCUGAGCAAGUUUCUGGAGACUCGACCAUACUGGAGUGUGUCAGUGACUCCAACCCUCCCAGCUCUUACACCUGGUUCUACAAGACAGGAAGUGAUGUCAUACUGGUAGGAAACAGCAGCAGGUUAACUUUAACAGCAGGAGAAGUUGGACUUUUCUUCUGUAAAGCAGAGAAUCGAUUAGGAUCAUACAACUCAUCAGAUUGGUUAACAAUAUCAACAGAAAACACAGCAGUGAAAUACGCAGCUUCUGGAGUUGCUGUUGUUCUGCUUAUGAUAUUUAUUGCUGUUUUUCUGUGGAUGAGGCGGAAGAGAGGAGCAGAGAGAGACACACAUAUCCAGAGUCUGAAUCCUGCAGACGACACUUACACAGCUCUGAACCUCGCCACCAUCAGCUCAGACUAUGAUACUCUGCAGGGUGUGAGGACUUUGCACAGCGAGCAGCAUACAGUUAUGCAGAGAAGAUCUUCGGCAGAUUCUGCAGAUUAUGAAAAUGUGUAGAGAUCCUUUAAACAGAAACCAUAGAAAGGUUUUCUAAAGUUUUAAUCAUGUGAGCAGCAUCAAACUCACAUAAAAAAAACAACAGAGUGACUUUCUGAUGGGAUGUAAUGUUACAGUUUUAUUCCAGUAUGUUUUCAGGAUUUCAGUGGCUUCAUAUUUUCUCCUUUCUGUAGCAAAUGUUUUUUUGUUUGUUUAAGUUUAUUGUUAUAAUAGUUUAGUGCAGUUAUCUAUCAUUUAUUACACUUAUUUUUAGACAUUUCAGCACUGAUUAUAUAAAGUGAUUAACUGUUUAUGAAUCAUAACAUAUACCUUACUUUAAAAAGUACCAUGUUGAGGGCGCCGAGUGGUCCAGCGGUCUAAUGCGCUGCCACUAUGAGCGGGAGGUCGCAGGUUCGAACCCCCGCUCAUGUGGCUUUGCCGUCAAAAUUGGCUCCCUCUGAGCAUCUGGGUAGAUGGCGCUCUUUCCCCAUCACACUGAAGGUGGCGCUGGACGGCACGAGCGUCAGCCGCCAGCGCUCAGAGGGAGCGAAAUUGGCCCUGCUCUCUCCGGGUGGGUAGAUGGUGCUCUUUCCCCAUCACACUGAAGGUGGCGCCGGGCGGCACGAGGCGUCUGUGAGCGGAUGAAUCGGAACCUGGCCGCUGUGCUUUCCUCCGGGCGUGCUGGCCGCUCAGACAAUGAUUCAUCCGCAGCAGCUCGAAAAAAGGGGUGAUUGACUUCACAGGUGUCGGAGGAGGCGUGUGCUUGUCCGCAUCCUCCAAGGAUCGCAGGUGCCACCGGUGAUGGGGACACACAAAGGUGUGGGACAAUUGGAUAACCAAAUUGGGAGAAAAUGGGGAUAAA
Astyanax mexicanus (Mexican tetra) is the source of this 2632-nucleotide messenger RNA. RefSeq names its product sialoadhesin-like. The coding region runs from base 1 to 1791 and encodes 596 amino acids. The record is from RefSeq and is a predicted model, not a curated record. The transcript is spliced from 11 exons. Lineage: Eukaryota; Metazoa; Chordata; Actinopteri; Characiformes; Acestrorhamphidae.